Molecule: messenger RNA, 447 nt
Organism: Penicillium macrosclerotiorum
Lineage: Eukaryota; Fungi; Ascomycota; Eurotiomycetes; Eurotiales; Aspergillaceae
Exons: 3
Coding region: 1-447 (148 amino acids)
Cellular component (GO): membrane
Molecular function (GO): monoatomic cation transmembrane transporter activity
Source: RefSeq, a predicted model, not a curated record
AUGAAUAACCGCGAUGACUGCUUUGUAUAUGGAUUCGCUAUCUUCACAUUUAAGGCUGGCGCCAAGCUGAAAUGGUGGGUUGAUCCCGCUGGUGCCAUGAUUAUCGCCUCUGUCGCUAUCGUCACCUGGAUUAGCACUGUACACUCGGAGUUUCUGGAGCUCUGUGGACUAGGAGCCUCUCCCAGUUUAGUCGACACAGUCCGCGCUUAUCACUGGGGCGAGGAUUUGUUUGCCGAGGUGGACAUUGUCAUGGCGCCUGAGUGCAGUCUUCGCGAGACCCAUGAUGUUUCCCAAGAACUACAAGACAAGCUCGAGACGGUCGAAGGUUUCGGUCGAGCUUUUAUACACGUCGACUACGGUUCCCGAGCAUCGCAAAACCCGAUGACGGACUUCGAGGCUAUAUCGACAGCCACAGAGGAUCCUGGUAAUGUGCGCCACCGACCCUAG